CUGGAAGGUAUGGUGCUGUGGUGAGGUUUAGAGAGUAGAAAUGGAGGAAAGAAGGGAUCUUACGAUUAAUCUUGAUUUGAUGAGUGUCAGGAAGCCGCCAGGGAGAGCAGAGGUGCUUAAAAGUGUUCAGUCUUGGAGAGGCAAAUCGUCUAUUAUUAGGAGGAAUAUUAAGCGGAUAGGGCUAAUUCAGUCGAAGAAUAAAUAUCCUGUGAUGAAUAUCGAAACUGCUAAGCAUAACAUUGACCUUAAAAAGUUGAAAACAUUCGUCCUGGCUAGGAACAAGAAAUUGAGGAAGAAGUUUACAAUUGGGGAUAAAUCAAUAUUGCUUUCUCCUCAUCAACGGUUUCUCAAAGACAAAGCAGUUGAGAUUAUUAAGAACCGUAAUCCAUACUUAAAAUAAUCGAUGCUUUGCUAAUUCAUCGUUCAAUAAGAGGUUUAAGUUUAGCAAGGUUUAUAACAGUAACAAAGAUUUUGCAAGAAGUAAAGUCUUUUCUACCAAAAAGCUUAGUAAAAGCCAAUUUGAUGAUCAUGUCAAAUCAUUUUCCUUUCAAAAAUAUAUUGAGAGUCUCAAGCAAGUGAAGAAAACCCCUAAUAAAGAAACUAGCUCAAAAGUCCUCAAGAGUCAGGUAAAGAAAGCUCAUUUAGACUUUAUUGAUGCUGAAUGGAGAACUGCAUAUCAGAACUCUAUAAACCAAAUCAAGCUUGAUCUCUCGGAGAAAGAUGAAAGUUUAUGGACUCCUUUGAGGAGAAAACAGACAUUUUCAAAGAACAGCCAGAAAAUCCAGAAAGUUGGCAUUCAAGCUUUAGAAAAUCUACAGUUCAAAACACCGAUGAUUGGCAGGUCAUUUACAUUUUCAAAAUCUCCAUUCAAAAAUAACUUCCAGUAAUCCUAUUUUUACAAGCUUAUACUUAUUUUAAUCCUUGAGCAACAU
Molecule: messenger RNA, 932 nt
Organism: Moneuplotes crassus
Lineage: Eukaryota; Ciliophora; Spirotrichea; Euplotida; Euplotidae
Source: the annotation of a GenBank genome assembly